GGCAGUCUAUGUAAACGUAAGGUCUCGUGGAACACAAGCUCGGCCACUGAGAGAGAGAGAGAGAGAGAGAGAGAGAGAGAAAAAGAGCAGGCGCUUGAGUGCACCCGCGCUUCUAAUCCUAAUACAUCUUGCCGAGUGAAGGAGAGAGGAAGAAAGAGAAAUCUACGUGUCUGAUCUAAAUACAUAUUCGCGACCUGUCAUUAAGGUGAUCCGUCCUACGUGACAACCCCGUUGUUGACAACUCACGUCGGUGUUUCCGGACAAAGCUCGCGCCACUUUCAGUGUCUGCAACGUAUGCGCGCUCACCAAGGUGCCAAGCGAUUCAGAACUCCGUACCUACAAAGAACCGCGCGAGAGAGGCAAGCGCGUCCUGAAAUCACCGAAGGAAGAAGAAGAGUGAGAAUGUCGAGAACGAGUUACUAUGCCGCCGAUACGAGGAUGGUGGUCGUCGUCACGAUCGUGGUUAUGUUGUGUUAUCCCACUGUGAUCGACACGGCUGCGGUGGUCAAGACCGAGAUAUUUGACCAGCAUCUACAAAAUAUAGUUUUACACGGACCUAGAAACAUGAGGGUUUUACGGAGUGCGGAGGGUAGCGAGAAGAGCGACCAGAGGCGGAUUUGUUACAAUUUGCCCUGCGCGUGGGAGGUUUACGAUCCGUAUACGCGCAACUCGGAAUAUACUAUAAAAAAUGAUUGCGUGUGUCCAGAUAACAGCUACAAAUGCGUGCGCUCCAACGACGUGCUGUCGGCGAGCGCGUAUUCGUACCACUGCCGUCAGAAUACGACGGCGGACGACAUUGAAUAUUCCAAGGACGCUAACUGAGAGAGAGAGAGAGAGAGAGAGAGAAAUCUUCGAAAAGUAACGCGUUAACCCUGAUCGUUUCUCUUAACCAAAAAUAAAUAAGGUGUGAAAUCUACGCAAAAUUAUGUUUUUGUACGAGUUCGGCCGAGGAGAUCGUGUUAUAACCGAGUUAUAUCAUUAUUUUGAGCAAACAAAUUUUGUAUGGACAUCACACCUUUUAUAUUAGCAAUACGCUAUGCGAAGAAUAAGGGCAUUCGACGAGAAAUAUGAAGGCAAUUUCAUCACCCUCCUCUCUUACCUCUUGUACUUAACACAGUCGGCCUUUUAUACUUUACAAAAUAGCAGAAAAUCCUUCGCUUCUUUGCCUUCCUUUUGCGUAUAUAAUCAAGUAUAUUAUUUAUAACAAUAUAUCGCAUAGACACACAGGAAGAUGUCGAGUUAUACAAAACUACGGGGAUAAAGCAGUGUAACGUACACAUUGCUUGUCUUUCAAAUUCGGUUUUCAGAGUUCGAAAGCAAAAAUUCUGAAAGGUGGAUCAAAUAAAUUGAAACAUGGUAAAAGAAACGUCUCACCAAAGAUGCGAUAAGUUCUCCAAUAACUUUGUUCAAAGGUAAUUGCCUCUAAAACUGAGCCAAGUUGUGCUACCUUAAUACAGCAUACUUUAUCCGAAAGACGUCCUAAGGACGUAAAAAACGUCCUCUUGGAAUUCUCCUAUGGGACAACCCCAGGCAACACGUAUGCUUAAAAGACGUCCUUUAGACGUCUCAAUGUCUUAUUUAGGAUAUUCAGCGUAUCCUACUUGGCCGAAGCAAAAUUAAGAAUUAGCAUGAAAGAAGGAUCUUCUUUCUAUCUCUUUCAUAUUUCAACCGUAAAAAAAGAAUGAAAGGUGUUACGCUUUUCCAAUCGGAACGCAUGUCGCUAAUAUCGUCGUCUCGAGGAAAAAACGGGUUAUAGGAGAUAAGUAAAUAUAAUAAGAUAAAUAUUUAAGUUUGUUGUAUUCAUGCUUAGUAUUUCACUUGAUAUUACAACGAGUAAGAUAAUAUACUUCAGUCUAGUGUACUAAUCAAGUCUCUAUUGUUAAUCUUAAUUAUUUUUACCAAUGUAAUUAUAUAAUGCCACUGGUUGCGCACUGCUGUUUUUUUUUUCUACUAUUAAGAACAUUUCUGCGGACAUUGAGUUGGAAAGUUUAGUUUCAUAUUGUAAUUUGUAUUAUCCUCCGCUCUUUCUUUAUCCUAUUUAAUAAUAAUCGAUGAACUACUGGAUGCGCGAGUACAUUUAAGAAUUUUCCUUUUGCGGGUUAUACCUCCAUCAAUAAAUUAAGUCUUGAUUAGGAUUUCAUGUUGUGCGCGACCUAUGUAUUAAUGUGUGACUGAUGUCAUAUCACUGGUUUAUAGCCACAUUAAUUAUGCGAUUGAGAAAUUUGUCGGGCUUAUUGUAAUAUUAACGGGCGUAUUCGCGCUAUAAUAAAACCAACUCUUUUACGGAC
Molecule: messenger RNA, 2288 nt
Organism: Dinoponera quadriceps
Lineage: Eukaryota; Metazoa; Arthropoda; Insecta; Hymenoptera; Formicidae
Exons: 3
Coding region: 295-822 (175 amino acids)
Source: RefSeq, a predicted model, not a curated record